Molecule: messenger RNA, 960 nt
Organism: Musa acuminata subsp. malaccensis (wild Malaysian banana)
Lineage: Eukaryota; Viridiplantae; Streptophyta; Magnoliopsida; Zingiberales; Musaceae
Product: ADP-ribosylation factor 1
Biological process (GO): intracellular protein transport; vesicle-mediated transport
Cellular component (GO): cytoplasm
Molecular function (GO): GTP binding; GTPase activity
Source: RefSeq, a predicted model, not a curated record
AUUAUGCGCCUCUGCCUCCCUCUCUCUCUCUCUCUCUCUCUCUCUCUCUGUGUUCGGCGCGGCGUUCCGAGGAAAAGGUGCAGCGGAGGAGACCCCCGUCGACUCCAUCCUCCGCGGCGAUCUCGAGAUCAGGUACAAUGGGGCUCACGUUCACUAAGCUGUUCAGUCGCCUCUUCGCGAAGAAGGAAAUGAGGAUCUUGAUGGUGGGUCUUGACGCCGCUGGUAAGACGACCAUCCUCUACAAGCUCAAGCUCGGAGAGAUCGUCACCACGAUUCCCACUAUUGGGUUCAAUGUGGAGACUGUGGAGUACAAGAAUAUUAGCUUCACUGUUUGGGAUGUCGGUGGUCAGGACAAGAUCAGACCCCUGUGGAGGCAUUACUUCCAGAACACACAGGGCCUUAUUUUUGUUGUCGACAGCAAUGAUAGGGAUCGUGUUGUUGAGGCAAGGGAUGAGCUUCACAGGAUGCUUAAUGAGGAUGAGUUGCGGGAUGCUGUUUUGCUUGUUUUUGCUAACAAACAAGAUCUUCCAAAUGCAAUGAAUGCUGCUGAAAUCACUGACAAGCUUGGUCUGCAUUCCCUUCGCCAACGACACUGGUACAUCCAAAGCACCUGCGCUACAUCUGGUGAGGGUUUGUACGAGGGGCUGGAUUGGCUCUCCAGCAACAUUGCCAGCAAGGCUUAAAUUUCCAGGAGAACAUGAGUUGAGAUAAUUCUCCCACUAUGCUAGUCUUGAAUGCUUUUUGGACGUGAGCCAACAGAACUUUUAGAGUGACCUGUGUGGGUUAUUUCACCUCAGCCUUUGUAUUUUAAAACGUCACAACUUUUGCUUGUCCAGAAAUAUAGAUGUAUUUGCUACCUGCCUUAUUUGUUGGUUUCUAGUUAAUUAUUAUCUAACAGAUGAUUUGCUUGAGUUAUUACUCGUGGAUAAUCUAUUUAUGGGCUACUUCUUGCAGGCCUUU